Messenger RNA from Drosophila nasuta, 753 nucleotides. Its product is annotated as microfibril-associated glycoprotein 4-like. Lineage: Eukaryota; Metazoa; Arthropoda; Insecta; Diptera; Drosophilidae. Bases 374 to 748 code for a protein of 124 amino acids. The record is from RefSeq and is a predicted model, not a curated record. The transcript has 2 exons.
UAAAAAACACAUAAAAUUUCAGAAAAAAACUAUUCAAAGGCUAACUCAAACACAUGAGAUUUUAAAAUUAAUCAAUAUAAAUAAGACAAGCAACGAUUUGGAAGUUAGUAAAACAGAUAUUGAUAGGCUAGAAACAGUAAUUAUUUCUCAUAGUUGUAUUUCGGAUAUUCAUCCAAUAAGUGUAUCUGACUAUGGUUAUUUUGACGUGUUGUACGAUAAUAAGACAGCUGGGCCUGGCUGGAUAGUCAUUCAGCAGAGAAUAGAUGGCAAAGAAAAUUUUGAACGCGAUUGGAACACUUACUCAGCGGGCUUUGGCUCUUUUAGGGGUGACUUCUUUCUUGGCUUGGAGAAAAUUCUUCAACUAACGAGCUCGAUGCGCUAUGAACUCUAUAUUCACAUGGAGAAAUAUGAUGGAACUACUAGGUUCGCUCAUUACGAUCAUUUUAUAAUCGAGGGCAGAGAUCAAGACUAUAAAUUGAGCAGUUUGGGUAAUUAUUUGGAAAACGAUGGGAAAGGUGACUAUUUCCGAUAUCAUAAGGGCAUGAAAUUCUAUACCUUUGACCGUGAUAGAAGUGAUGGCUGCGCAAAGGACUUUCGAGGAGGCUGGUGGUUCUUUGGUUGUGCAGGAUGUUUUUUGAAUGGAGUCUACUCGGAGACUGACAAUGGGGACAAACUGUCAAAUAAUUUUUGGUCUGAAUACGGAAAUCUAAAGAGGACACAAAUGCUUAUACGCAAAUAUCAAGAAUGAUUUAG